AAUCACCUCUACUGGAUGGCUGCAACUGCCACAGAGGGCAAUGGGGACAUGCUAGAGGCUAUGUGGAAAUCACUGACUAACCACAUUCAAGAUGUUCAUGAAGGACAUAGCGAAUUAUAUCCAAAAUGUGCCCAUGGCCAUCUAGAUGAGGAUGAUCGAGACAAGGAGUGGCUCCAACCAUCAUCAAAGGUUUGUGAGAAAUUAACCGACAUCCUACUCAGCAAGUCCUUGUUGAAAGACAUCAGGAUGGUAUCACCUCUCUACCAGACUUCUUCUCUGGAGGCACUUCACAGUCUUGAUAUAAUAUUUGCACCCAAACAUACUGCUUUUGCAUUCUUAGCUAUGUAUGCCAGACUUUUGUUGGCUGCCCUUCACUACAAUGAAAACAGUGAUCGUUUACAGGCAGUGACAAAGGAUGGAAGACCCUGCUACACAAUUAGGUUCCCAAAGUUCAAAAAGGGAGAGUAUUCAGUGCGAAAGGAAAAGACAUCUGCUACUUAUGGUUAUACCGAGGCUUUAAUUGAAAUGUUGUUAUUGGAGUAUGAAGAGGACCAAGGGUCAUUAAAGAAUUCUAUACAGGAUGUAAGGGAAUCCAUGCCAGCCCCACUUGCUGCUUCCUUUGAGAAGCCCUGCAAAGAAACAGCAGUUCAAGAAUAUGUGUCUCGGUUUGCACAGCGGUGAAAGUUCAUUCAAAGAGGUGUGGCGGUUUUAAUCCAGUGUAAGAUGUUCCAAACUCCGCUGGAAAAGUGCUUCGGAUUUUGUUUACAGCACAAGAUGGCAGAGCGACCCUCACAUGUUUGCCAAGAUAACCCCAGCACCAGCGAACGAGUUGUCUGUAGGCAAUGUAGCGAAAUUUCCUGCAGGGAAGACGAGACAACUAGCUGUACCUCUGUAUUAUUGAAUCGAUAGCACAAAAAAACUCCAGGAAAUCGAUCUCAAAAUGUAACAAAUCAGAUAAAAAGCAACACAGCUUACUCGUUUUCGGUGUGAUUAACUGUGCCGUACUGCUGUCUGUACGUGUAAUAGGCGGUCUCCAGCACCCAGACAUCGAGGCAGGUUGACUGAAAACCUGGAUGUUCUGUGAUGCAACUCAGCUGGGUUUCAGGCCUUUGUUCCUCCACUUUUUGCCACACUUGCCCAAUUUCCGUACAAC
This is a messenger RNA of Pocillopora verrucosa, 1153 nucleotides long. NCBI's taxonomy places the organism in Eukaryota, Metazoa, Cnidaria, Anthozoa, Scleractinia, Pocilloporidae. The record is from RefSeq and is a predicted model, not a curated record.